Sphaeramia orbicularis (orbiculate cardinalfish) is the source of this 4196-nucleotide messenger RNA. RefSeq names its product mucolipin TRP cation channel 1b (gene mcoln1b). Gene Ontology annotation, cellular component: plasma membrane; lysosomal membrane. Gene Ontology annotation, molecular function: NAADP-sensitive calcium-release channel activity. Lineage: Eukaryota; Metazoa; Chordata; Actinopteri; Kurtiformes; Apogonidae. The coding region runs from base 181 to 1887 and encodes 568 amino acids. The record is from RefSeq and is a predicted model, not a curated record. The transcript has 13 exons.
GUAAACAGGAAGCUACUGCGUAUUGUUUACCUGUGUGUGUCAUUCAUUUACUGCCAUAGCAUCCUCUAACGACUUGAAUGAAACCCGACAUGCUUUAAUAACGAUGCGUAUUCGGAAUUCGGUGUUUGUGGCUGUAAUGUCGCCGUCCGUGGGCCUCGUGUGACCGUCUGAAGCAUCACCAUGGCGUGUUCAGGUCACAGCAGCAUCCAGGACAGCGCCACAGAGAAGGACAGGCUGCUCUCCUCUGUGGCUGGCUAUGGGUCUCAAGACCUUGGGGAAGGGAGUCCACGUCCGAGUGGCCUGGGGGGCUCCAGGUUCCAGCAGCAGCAGCAGGAGGAAGAGGAGGAGGCCCUCAGGAGGAAGCUCAAGUACUUCUUCAUGAGUCCGUGUGACAAGUAUCAUGCAAAGGGCCGCAAGCCUUUCAAACUGGGACUUCAGCUGCUCAAAAUCAUCAUCGUAACCGUGCAGUUAGUGCUGUUUGGACUCAGCAACCAGAUGGUGGUGACAUUUAAGGAGGAAAACACAGCAGCGUUCAGACACCUUUUCCUGAAGGAUUAUCAGGAUGGCAGUCCUCAGGCCAUCCACACACAGGAAGAGCUGUACAGUCACAUAAACUUCGCCAUAGAUCAGUACUUGGCUUUGCCUCAGAUCUCACUGGGCCGGUACGCAUAUGUUCUGGGUGUUGGUGUAAAUGGAAGCGCGCUGUCCCUUUGCCAAAGGUACUACAGAAGAGGCACCAUCGAUCCUGUCAACGACACAUUUGACAUCGACCCCAAUGUAGUCAACGAAUGCAUUGGAAUUAAUCCUCUGACUUACACCGCUGUUCCAGUAAACAGUGACCACAGGAAUUUCACUCUGAAGUUUUACAAGCUGAUCAAUGUCACCAUUGAUUUCCAGCUGAAGGCCAUUAACAUUCAGACUAUUAUCAACAAUGAAAUCCCAGACUGCUACACCUUUGCUAUCACGAUUUUCAUGGAUAACAAGGCACACAGUGGUAAAGUUAAAAUCAGUCUGCAGAAUGAGGCCUCCAUAAAGGAGUGUAAAGACCCCAACGUUUCCGGGCAUGCGGAGAGCUAUGCACGGGAGUUCUUUGAUGUGGUGGUGGCGUUUGUGUGUCUCCUAUCUCUGCUGUUGUGUGGUCGCUCCAUAAUGAGAGGAAUCCUCCUGCAAAAUGAGUAUGUGCAGUUCUUCAAACAUAGACUCGGAUGCAACGUGACCUGGGGAGACAGAAUGGAGUUUAUAAAUGGCUGGUACAUUCUGCUCAUUAUCAGUGACAUGUUUACCAUCAUCGGCAGCUUCAUUAAAAUUGGGAUUGAAUCCAAGAAUAUCUCAUCAUACGACGUGUGCGGGAUCCUUCUGGGGACCUCAACUCUGCUGGUGUGGGUUGGAGUUAUCCGCUACCUCAGCUUCUUUCAAAAAUACAAUAUCUUGAUUGUGACUUUGAGAGCCGCUUUUCCUAAUGUUAUUCGUUUCUGCUGCUGUGCUGCCGCCAUUUAUAUGGGCUAUUGCUUCUGUGGCUGGAUUGUGCUGGGGCCUUAUCACGCCAAGUUUCGCUCCCUGUCCAUGGUGUCAGAGUGCUUGUUUUCUCUCAUAAAUGGUGACGACAUGUUCGUAACAUUUGCUGAGAUGGAGCAGAGUGGUACACUGGUUUGGGUCUUCAGCCAGAUCUACCUUUACACCUUCAUCUCCCUCUUCAUCUACAUGGUGCUGUCCCUCUUCAUCGCACUCAUCACAGGAGCCUAUGACACUAUAAUGGCACAAACACAGGAGCAGGUCCGCAUCACAGAUCUGCAUGCGUUCAUUGCAGAGUGUACAGACACGCCCAGCUCUGGGAAGUUCCGAGGUCCUGAAGGCACAUCAUGCUCCUUCUUCUGCUGCUGUGAUUAGUGAGGAGGAAGAGGAGGAAGAUGCACAGUGGGAGGAAGCAGCAUAUGAGUGGAAGGGCAAAACAGUCCAUAUGUCUCGGCAUUGCUUUUUUUUUUUUUUUUCUUUAAAGGGUUUUUCUCUAGUGACAGCUGACUGCACUUGCGCUCCUUUUGGCAGAUCCCCAGCAGGGCCCAUAAUGCCUUCAGAGUAAACUGACUGACCUUGGAGCACAUUGUCCUCUGUUGCCCACCUUUGAAUUGUGCAUUUAAAUUAGUGCUGGAACAGCAGAGUGCAUGCACUUUCACAAGCCCAAUUACCUGCUUUGGCUUUCGUACUGUAUGAAUAAUUUAUUCUUUUGUUCUGACAUGCCAGUUUUUUAGGCCUUUGAUGACUAGACACAUAAUGCCAUUAAUUGCUGUAGCCUGAACACAGGGUUAAAGACAUUUUCACUUGAAUGACACACAUGUAGAGCAGGCUUUUAUAUGUCUUAUUAUCAUUGUGUGGCUACUUAGGCAAUGAGAUAUUUGUGCCCCAUGAUCAUUACAUGUAAAUGUGGAUACAAUAUCUUUAUAACAGGGGUAGAGUAGACAACAGACAGCCAGAUAAGCUGUAAGGAGAGGAACUGUUACAGCCUAUUUCUUCAUUUUGGCUUCAUUUUCUUACUCUUCGUCCUCCUUCAAAGCGAAGGACACUGUAAGAUGAAGGCAAGCCCUGCAGCCAGUCAGUUAGUCAUCAAUAUGUAUGAAGUGGUUUUGCUGUUAAGAGCCAGGUGACUGCACACUAAUGCACCCAGAGCAUUGUCUGAGGCUGAAAUGGUUCAGAAAAUCAGGAUUUUAGUGGUAUUAAAAGAUAUCUAUCAAUGUAGAGCACUGGAUCCGUUUGGACCACGUAGGUGGCGUAGAGCGCCAGUCUGACAGUCGGUACACGGGCAUUGAAAUCACAUGCUCAUUUAUGUUAUCUGUCAUUGAGCAAGGAAUUUCUAAAAACCAGCAGUUCUUCAUUCACUGUUUUUAAAGAAAAUGUGUCUGAAUACGACUUUGAUUAUAGAAACUUAUUUAAGCAUGAAGUGGUCAUCCCAGCACUCUGCUUGAAGGCAUGCAUACAAAAGGCAGUGAUCAGUGGAAAAGGCAUUUCGACCUAAAUUAAAGGGAUGAAAGGGAUGAAGGUUGCACAUAUUUUCAACCCUGGCAUGUUUACUUAAAUGAUGUUUCAUUUUUUCAUGCACACAUGUUUAAAUGUUUUAGAGCUGCAAUGAUUGGUUUUAUCAUACAAAAAUGAAUUUACUAUAAUAUAUACUUUUUGUUUUAGUCUUAUUUAUACUGUUGCAGUGCAGCAUCACAGAAAAUGGAUAAAUGUAAGAUUUGGAUGCUGUUGGUAGUGUUUUCUUUCUGAUAUUAAACUAUAUACCUUUAGAUUCUGGAUUAAAAGGGCGAUGUACAUACAUAACCAUGGACUAAAGCAGUUUUUCUUUUGUGAUGGGGGUUUGGGGGGGCUCUGUAUAUAAACCCCCCUCACCUCAUCAUUUGCCACUGUUAUACGUUGGAGCUUACAUGGGAUCUUUACGCAGGGAUACCACCCACUGUAACAGUCCAACUGCUUGCAUUACCAUACAGGGGGAAUCUGCUGCAUCUUGUUUGUACUAAUAGCCAGUGAGUCUGUGAUUUUUUUGUGAUUUUUUUUGUUUUUUUUCCCCUCCCGUCCUGUGUUCACUCCCUCUCGGGAGAGUGUCUGUGUAAUGUCUCACAUGGGAGCCAUAGAGCACAAUGGAGAAAAGCCCUGCGUACAUAAUCCGUCUGUUAGCAUGGAAGUCCUUAAUGCUGUUUUAAUUUAAUGGUAACACUGUUACUGCUCACUUGUGUUUUUGUUAAUUACACUGCCUGGACAAAAAAACAAAGUUCCACACAUUUUGUUGGACCAUCUUUAAAUUUGAUUACAGGACACAUUCUCCAUAGCAGUAAUUGCAUUGGUUGCAUUAAUUUUUGGCCAAGAGUGAUGGGAGAGUUGGGUCCCUGCUUAAAGUCCUAAAGAUUCUCAAUAGGGUUCAGGUCUGGACUCUGUGGUGUCCAAUCCAUGUGUGGAAAUGACAGUUUAUGCUCUUUCACAAUCUGAGACUAAUGAAUCCUGGUUAUGUCCAAUCUUUGUUUUGUUUUUCAUAGCAAAUUAUUAUUUUUUAAGAAAUGAGAAACCACUCAUUGCAUCAAUUAGGGUCAAACAAGUUCAGAUAUAAUAAACACUGUGGUAAUUAUCCAAUGGAAGGAUCUGAACUAUUGGCUUAGUCAAAUGGAGUUGAAUUCAAUUUUUACCAGGUAGUGUAUUUUUACUUCUGUCAG